AUGAUUCUAGUGACUGUGAUCUAGCGAACGUACCGCUAGAUCAGAAGCGCUGAAUUCGAAAGGAAGGUACCCUUUCGUGGUUGCUGUGAUAGGAGUGGUACACGUUGCUACGAGGAUCUCCGAGAUGAUAAAUCCUGCAGCUGAAGAAACAAGCAGUGAUCACGUAGGCAAAAUCACUUGUCCUUACUGUCACAGCAGCUGCAAACAAUAUGGUCAUUCGACCAACACAGUGUCAGAUACUGAAAAAGUUACAAUCCAACUGACUGCAGCUGAUGUCAUUCAAAAGCACUGGGUGAUUCUUAAAGAACGGUUGUCACCUUCUUUUGUUGUCGACGUCCUGUACAAUGGCAAGUUAAUAUCAAUGGUCGAUGUCGAAGAAAUUUACUACAGCAACAAUCGACGACGAUCUGCACAUUUGUUGCUAGAGACGAUUUCUCGAUCUUCUUUGCAAACAUGUCUGGCCUUUGGUACUAUUCUAGUAAAGGAUGUGAAUGAAACAUUAAAGCAAGUCGGUGAUGCGAUUGUUGAAGAGAUAACUGCUGCCAGUCCAGAUACGACUGUGCCAAAAGAAAUUUUGGACUGUUUGUCAGAUGCAUCGUCUGUUCAAAGCAGACAUCGAAUGUUCAGCUGUUUGCCGAGUAGAUGCAACAUUGUGUAGCAACUGUGUAGAGCACAGGUUACUUAGCGUACGUUAGUUGAUGUCAUUGGGUAGCGUCUAUAAAACUUGUGAAUUUGAUAGACUAGCGUAGUAUUGAUCGUUUAUCGUGUAGUACGUGUAUUGUGUAUUACGUGUAUUGUGUAGUAUGGUGUAUCGUCUACUUAUAU
Messenger RNA from Corticium candelabrum, 825 nucleotides. RefSeq lists its product as uncharacterized. The coding region runs from base 125 to 658 and encodes 177 amino acids. Lineage: Eukaryota; Metazoa; Porifera; Homoscleromorpha; Homosclerophorida; Plakinidae. The transcript is spliced from 4 exons. The record is from RefSeq and is a predicted model, not a curated record.